This is a messenger RNA of Chaetura pelagica (chimney swift), 4300 nucleotides long. RefSeq names its product NIMA-related kinase 1 (gene NEK1). Gene Ontology annotation, molecular function: ATP binding; protein kinase activity. Bases 1 to 4065 code for a protein of 1354 amino acids. The transcript is spliced from 35 exons. Gene Ontology annotation, biological process: protein phosphorylation. NCBI's taxonomy places the organism in Eukaryota, Metazoa, Chordata, Aves, Apodiformes, Apodidae. The record is from RefSeq and is a predicted model, not a curated record.
AUGGAUAAAUACAUUAAAGUGCGAAAGAUUGGAGAAGGCUCCUUUGGGAAAGCAAUUCUUGUCAAAGCUAAAGAAGAUGACCAACAGUAUGUUAUUAAAGAAAUAAAUAUCUCUAAGAUGUCAAAUAAAGAGAGAGAAGAAUCAAGGAGAGAAGUUGCUGUAUUGGCUAACAUGAAACAUCCAAAUAUCGUUCUGUAUAGGGAGUCAUUUGAAGAAAAUGGUUGUCUCUACAUAGUGAUGGAUUACUGUGAAGGAGGAGACUUAUUUAAAAAAAUAAAUGCCCAGAAAGGAAUCUUAUUCUCUGAAGAUCAGAUUCUGGAUUGGUUUGUACAAAUUUGUUUAGCACUAAAACACAUACAUGAUAGAAAAAUCUUACAUCGGGACAUCAAGUCACAGAAUAUAUUUUUGACGAAGGAUGGAACAAUACAGCUGGGAGAUUUUGGAAUUGCCAGAGUUCUUAACAGUACUGCUGAGUUGGCUCGCACUUGCAUAGGGACACCGUACUAUUUGUCACCUGAAAUAUGUCAGAACAAACCUUACAACAAUAAAAGUGAUAUUUGGGCCCUUGGGUGUGUUCUCUAUGAAAUGUGCACGCUUAAACAUGCUUUUGAAGCUGGUAACAUGAAGAACUUGGUACUGAAGAUAAUUUCUGGACCUUUUCCUCCCAUUUCUAUGCAUUACUCCUAUGAUCUACGUAAUCUUUUAUCCCAGUUAUUUAAAAGGAAUCCUAGGAAUAGACCAUCGGUAAACUCCAUAUUGGAGAAAAACUUUAUAGCCAAACGAGUUGAAAAAUUUCUCACACCACAGCUUAUUGCAGAAGAAUUCAAUCACAAGAUCUUCCAGAAGAUUGGAUCCCAUGCUGCACCCGCUAAAAGACCAGCUCAAGAACAAAUACUGACUUCAAUUGCACCAGCUCAGAAAAUUACCAAACCUGCUGCAAAAUAUGGAGUGCCUUUAGUGAACAGGAAGUCUUGUGAUGCAUCUAAAAAGCCAAGUGAGAAGAAGCUAUUGGCUAAAUCUAGACAGGCUUUUGUAACUCCAAGGAAGAAAAUGAAUCCAGGAGAAGAAAGGAGGAAAAUGUUUGAGGAACCUUCAAAAAAGAAAAGGUUAGAAUUGCCUGAAAAAGAAAAACGUCAGAGAGAUCAGAUCAGUUUACUGAAGGCAGAUGAAAUGAGAAGAUCUGAAAAAGAAAGGAUGGAACGAAUAAACAGAGCCAGGGAACAAGGAUGGAGGAGUGUGCUUGGUUCAGGUGGAAGUGGUGAUGUUAAGGCACUGUAUUACGGUGGUGGAGGUGGUGUUGGUCCUUCUGUGUCUUCCAGAGGACAGUAUGAACACUAUCAUGCCAUUUUUAACCAGAUGCAACAGCAAAAGGAAAACAUUAGAGUAGCUGAAGAGAGGGAAGCCAAAUGGAGGAUGAAAGUACAAGGCCGAGAAGUUGCUGAAAGAGGAAUUCCACCUGGAAUACGUCCAGGAGUUCCUAAGGGGCCUGCAGGUCAUCACCAUUUACCUGAUGCUGGUGCAGUUAGGAAAAAAAUGAAAAGAUUGAAGGAGGUGUCUAAACAAGCCAGUGCAAACAGGCAAAAAGGAUGGAUAUCUGCAGAUAGAGCAAAGCAAGUUGAAGAAUUCUGGCAACGAAAGAGAGAAGCCAUGGAAAACAAAGCUCGAGCUGAGGGACACAUGGGUACACUGCAAAACGCAGCAGAUACCUAUGGAGGCAGGCCCAUUUCUGCAAGAGGAAGGAAAUCCAGAAACAAGGAGGAAGAGGAAUAUUUGGCAAGAUUAAGACAGAUCCGGCUACAGAAUUUUAAUGAACGCCAACAGAUUAGAGCAAAACUUCGUGGAGAAAAGAACGAAGCUGCUAGUUCUGAUGGACAAGAAUCAAGCGAGGAAGCUGAACUGAAACGCAAAAAGAUAGAAGUCCAGAAGGCCCAAGUAAAUGCUCGAGCUGCAGUUCUGAAAGAACAGUUAGAGAGGAAGAGAAAGGAAGCAUAUGAAAGAGAGAAAAAAGCCUGGGAAGAACAUCUGAUAGCAAAAGGGGUAAAGAAUCCUAAUGUGCCUUUUCACGUGGGAGCUUCAGAGCACAGUCCUGUGCAUGGACUACAAGAUCUUGGAGCAGAUCUUCCUAAGCAUCAACUUCCUGUGAAGCCUGGUACACCAGUCAUUUCCAUGACUUCUGCUUUGAAGGAAGUGGGUGUGGAUGAACAUGUGACUGCUAUCCAGGAAACUGAGGAAGAAAUUAAAAAAACAGAUUUUGCAAUGCAAAAUAAACGAGAAAUACUGAGAAGAUUAAAUCAAAAUCUUAAAGCACAAGAAGAUGAGAAAGGAAAAAAGGAGUGUAAAAAUAUCUCUGAGUCAGUUGGGUCUGAAGAUGGUAAGGAGCAACAAAAAGGUGACCAUCCCCUUUUAGGAGAUCGCAAAAAAUGGGAAUCUGGGGCAUCUGAGUUAGUAGUUCCUCUAGCUCAGUUAUCAAUGGAAGAUUCUCUCUCCACAACAGAUGGUCAAACUCUGGGUGAAGUAAUUAGGUUAGAUAAUAGUGAACCCCACAGGAAAGUUUGGGGCAAAAGCCCUACUGAUUCAGUCCUGAAGAUCUUAGGAGAAGCAGAGUUGCAGCUGCAAACAGACUUACUGGAAGAACUAGAUGAAAUAAAUGGUCAAACUCUGGGUGAAGUAAUUAGGUUAGAUAAUAGUGAACCCCACAGGAAAGUUUGGGGCAAAAGCCCUACUGAUUCAGUCCUGAAGAUCUUAGGAGAAGCAGAGUUGCAGCUGCAAACAGACUUACUGGAAGAACUAGAUGAAAUAAAUGGUACUCCAGAGCUCCUUGAAGGAGAUCAUCGGUCCUUAGCUGUAAAAGAGGAGAAGGAAGAAAAAGCUUUUUCUACUGUUGGAGCUAAGUCUUCAGUACUGGUUAGUGUCACAGAGUCUGACACAACUAUACCAGAAGAAUCACAGAAAGCUGGACCUACUCAGGUGGAGAGCAAACCUGUUACACUAGAUGAGCUUGAUGAUUUAGAAGAAGAGGUGUUAGAAGAAAUAGAAGAUACAAAGCAGCAGAAUAAGGAGAGUAAGGAAUUUCCCAUCACUGUUAAUGAAGUGUGGGUAAAAGAGAAAGAGGAUAAGGCACAACAUGACAGCAGAAAUGAAGUAGCUUCUCAGAAACUACUGCUUGACAAGGGGCAACUGCAAAAGGAACCUGCAGAAGAAACUUGUUCCGGUGACUCUCUGCAACCUGAACCCUUAUUCCAGAGGGUAACACAGCCCACGGUUGUACCAACAGCCUCACCAGUUCUGUCAGCUCAGUCUUCACAGGAAGAGCCUUUUGUACCUUGUUCACGUUCCAUAUCACCAGCAAAAAAUAAAGGCAAAAGUUCACUGCUGAUUGGACUUUCUACAGGGCUUUUUGAUGCAAACGACCCAAAGAUGCUGAGAACAUGUUCACUCCCAGAUCUUUACAAACUGUACAGAACUUUAGUUGAUGUUCCCAGUGUAGCAGAUGUACAGCAUCAGCAUAAUCUAGAAACAGAUGAUACAGAAGAUGAGCAAGCCAAAGAAGGACCCUCUGAUUCUGAGGAUAUUAUGUUUGCAGAGGCAGAUACAGAUUUGCAGGAACUACGGGCCUCAAUGGAACAAUUGCUUAGGGAGCAGCCUAGUGAGGAAUUCAGUGAAGAGGAGUCAUCUACUUUAAAGGCUAAUGUCAUCAAAUGCAUAACAAACGGUACAGAGCUGGAUGAAGGAGAUGAAAAUAACCCUAGCAGUGAAAGUGCACUUAAUGAAGAAUGGCAGUCAGAUAAUAGUGAUGGAGAGAUUGCCAGUGAGUGUGAAGAAUGUGACAGUAUCUUCAGCCAUUUGGAGGAGCUGAGAUAUAACCUGGAGCAGGAAAUAGGCUUUGAUAAAUUCAUUGAAGUUUAUGAGAAAAUAAAGGCUAUCCACGAAGAUGAAGAUGAAAACAUUGAUAUUUGUUCCACCAUAGUUCAGACUAUUCUUGGAAAUGAACACAAACACCUGUAUGCCAAAAUACUUCACCUGGUGAUGGCAGACGGAGCCUACCAGGAAGAUAAUGAUGAAUAAACCUGACUCAGGAAAUUCAUUAAUGCUGUACUACAUACCAGUGUUUGAAGUCUGCACAGCUGAAUAGCAAAUUGUAGCAGAGAAUGUAAUAUGGGGCAGGAGAAGCAAGACUUCAAAAAAGAAUGUUGAUAGUAUGAAAAAGAGGAGGAACAUGCCUUUUAAAACUGAGAUACACUUCUCUUGUGUGUGUACUUGUGUAUGUGUUCAUUAAGUAUUACAUGCUCAAAAUAAAAAA